CCGGCACUUCCUGUAUAAAGGCGGGCGGGCCGGGCUGCGACUCCCGCGAGCCGGGGCUGGGCUCUGGGAGGCAGGCGGCGGCGGCCGAGCGGUGGCGGGGCUGUCACCUUCGCGAGCCCGGCUCCUGGCGUUUUCCCGGGCCGUUCCUUUCGUUUCCCCGGGCUCCCGGCGUUGACAUCUGCGGAGCGGAGAGCUGUAUGUGCGCGCGCGCGGGAACGGAAGAAUGGCAGUGCUCAAACUCUGCGACCAGCCACCGCUGGUCCAGGCCAUCUUCAGUGGCGACCCAGAGGAGAUUCGCAUGCUCGUCCAUAAGACUGAAGACGUGAACGCACUGGAUUCUGAGAAACGAACCCCGCUUCAUGUGGCCGCGUUCCUGGGAGAUGCAGAGAUCAUCGAACUCCUGAUCUUGUCAGGAGCUCGUGUCAAUGCUAAGGACAACAUGUGGCUGACCCCACUGCACCGGGCCGUUGCCUCCAGAAGUGAAGAGGCAGUACAAGUAUUGAUUAAACACUCGGCUGAUGUCAAUGCAAGAGACAAGAAUUGGCAGACCCCCCUCCAUGUGGCAGCAGCCAAUAAGGCCGUUAAGUGUGCAGAAGUGAUCAUUCCAUUACUGAGCAGUGUCAAUGUCUCGGACCGAGGGGGGCGCACAGCCUUGCACCAUGCAGCUCUGAACGGACACAUGGAGAUGGUCAAUUUACUCUUGGCCAAAGGGGCAAACAUCAACGCAUUUGACAAGAAGGACCGACGUGCUCUCCACUGGGCAGCAUACAUGGGCCACCUGGACGUUGUGACUCUGCUCAUCAACCACGGUGCAGAAGUUACCUGCAAAGACAAGAAGGGCUACACCCCACUGCAUGCUGCAGCCUCCAAUGGGCAGAUCAACGUUGUCAAACAUCUCUUGAACCUGGGGGUGGAGAUUGAUGAAAUCAAUGUCUAUGGAAACACAGCCCUUCACAUCGCCUGCUACAACGGCCAGGAUGCUGUCGUUAACGAGCUGAUCGACUACGGUGCUAACGUGAACCAGUCCAACAACAGUGGCUUCACCCCUCUGCAUUUUGCAGCAGCGUCCACUCACGGUGCUCUGUGUCUGGAAUUGUUAGUGAACAAUGGGGCCGAUGUGAACAUUCAGAGUAAGGAUGGCAAAAGUCCUCUGCAUAUGACUGCUGUCCAUGGACGGUUCACGCGGUCACAGACCCUCAUCCAGAAUGGAGGUGAAAUCGACUGUGUGGAUAAGGAUGGCAACACACCUCUUCAUGUGGCUGCAAGAUAUGGUCACGAGCUUCUGAUUAACACCCUGAUAACUAGUGGAGCAGACACGGCCAAGUGUGGGAUCCAUAGCAUGUUCCCCCUCCAUUUAGCGGCCCUAAAUGCUCACUCUGACUGCUGCAGGAAGUUAUUAUCAUCUGGCUUUGAAAUAGACACCCCAGAUACGUUUGGAAGAACGUGCCUCCACGCCGCUGCUGCAGGAGGCAAUGUAGAAUGUAUAAAGCUCUUGCAGAGCAGCGGAGCAGAUUUUCACAAAAAGGACAAAUGUGGGAGGACCCCUCUGCACUAUGCAGCUGCAAAUUGUCAUUUCCACUGUAUCAAAGCAUUAGUGACCACCGGAGCCAGCGUUAAUGAAACAGACGACUGGGGAAGGACAGCUCUGCACUAUGCUGCUGCAUCAGACAUGGAUAGAAAUAAGAUGAUCUUAGGAAAUGCCCAUGACAAUUCUGAAGAACUUGAAAGAGCCAGGGAAGUGAAGGAAAAAGACGCUGCACUAUGUCUAGAAUUUCUGCUUCAAAAUGAUGCGAACCCAUCCAUCAGGGACAAGGAAGGCUACAAUAGCAUCCACUAUGCUGCUGCCUAUGGCCACAGACAGUGUCUAGAACUGCUUUUGGAAAGAAGCAACACUGGUUUUGAGGAAUCCGAUGGCGGAGCUCUCAAGAGUCCUCUCCACUUAGCGGCCUACAAUGGGCACCACCAAGCCUUGGAGGUCCUUCUCCAGUCCCUAGUGGACCUGGACAUCAGGGAUGAGAAAGGCCGGACAGCUCUGUAUCUAGCUGCUUUCAAGGGACACACAGAAUGCGUGGAAGCACUUGUUAACCAGGGCGCAUCCAUCUUUGUAAAAGACAACGUCACCAAGAGAACUCCACUUCACGCCUCAGUUAUUAACGGUCACACACUGUGUUUGAGGCUACUACUUGAAAUGGCAGACAACCCGGAAGUGGUUGAUGUGAAAGAUGCCAAGGGACAAACCCCACUGAUGCUUGCAGUAGCAUAUGGACACAUUGAUGCUGUCUCGUUGUUACUUGAAAAGGACGCGAACGUAGAUGCUGCUGACAUCGUGGGAUGCACAGCUUUACAUAGAGGGAUUAUGACAGGACAUGAGGAAUGUGUGCAAAUGCUGCUGGAACAAGAAGCAUCAAUCCUCUGCAAAGAUUCCAGAGGGAGGACACCCCUGCACUAUGCAGCUGCUCGGGGCCAUGCCACAUGGCUGAAUGAAUUGCUCCAGAUUGCGCUUCCUGAAGAGGACUGUUGUCUCAAAGACAACCAGGGAUACACGCCGCUGCACUGGGCUUGUUACAAUGGUAAUGAAAACUGCAUAGAGGUACUUUUGGAGCAAAAAUGUUUUCGGAAAUUUAUUGGCAAUCCCUUCACUCCACUGCACUGUGCAAUAAUAAAUGGCCAUGAGAGCUGCGCGUCAUUGCUCCUGGGGGCCAUAGACCCCAGCAUUGUCAGCUGUAGGGAUGACAAAGGCAGGACAACCCUCCAUGCGGCAGCCUUCGGUGAUCAUGGGGAGUGCUUGCGGCUGCUUCUGAGACACGAUGCUCAAGUGAAUGCUGUAGAUAAUUCAGGGAAAACAGCACUGAUGAUGGCUGCUGAGAACGGGCAGGCAGGUGCUGUGGAUAUUUUGGUAAACAGUGCCCAGGCUGACCUGACUGUGAAGGAUAAGGACUUGAAUACUCCCUUACACCUGGCUAUCAGUAAAGGCCAUGAGAAAUGUGCCUUGUUAAUACUUGACAAGAUACAAGACGAGAGCCUUAUCAACUCAAAGAACAGUGCACUGCAAACACCCCUCCAUAUCGCUGCACGCAAUGGCUUGAAGGUAGUAGUUGAGGAGUUGCUGGCCAAAGGAGCCUGCGUACUUGCAGUAGAUGAAAAUGGUCAUACCCCGGCCCUGGCUUGUGCUCCUAACAAAGACGUGGCUGACUGCCUGGCCCUCAUUCUGGCUACCAUGAUGACUUUUUCUCCUUCCAGUACGGCUGUCAACUUCGUUUGUUUUAGAAAAGACAAUUUGAGCAGAACGACCCUCUCCAAUCAGGGUAGUAGGGUUAGUCUGUGCAGUAACAAUGUGGGCUCUGAGGACGGGUACAAUGAAAAUGAUUCUGAUUCAGAAACAUUCUAACUUUGGACUGUAGAGGUGUUUUCCUCAAUACCUAUGUUUCCGGAAGGGAUGGAAGCUUGAAUUCCAGGUUACAUUGUAUUCAGGCAUUUGAGGCCAAGCUUCCAGAAGCCAGCAGAAAAGUAGUCAGUCUAACCAAAAGAGGGCAACAAGGCGGUAGGCUGAAACACAAGGCAGAUAGGCCUGGGUUUUGUUUUGCUUCCUGCUUUCUUUAGGUCUAAGUUACUUCUGUGAAAGUCUACCUCUCAUUUUAAGUAAGGACAAAAAAUUAAGUAUUCUUCAUCUUUUCGGAUAACGCAACAGAGAGACAAAUAUUCAGUCUAAAGAUUUUUUUCACACAUACUCACCAGUGAGUUCUGUGAGGUGGGUUUAGGUGACAUUCAUGUCCCCUGUGAGGGGCGGGAAGAGGAGAUGGGAAAUGCCUGGACCCUCUUCUUCCUCUGCUGUUUACUUCCUCACUAGAAGUCAACGGUCAAGGUUCUUCUUUAGACAUAAUUGUCCUCUUAAGGGAGUCUACCUGACCCUGCCUCCUCUGUAGGAAGCACAUAAAUGCCUAGAAUUUCUUCCUAGGAUCUCAGUUAAAGCUGCCAGAUGAAUGUGAACAUUGUUCAUGCUCUUUUGUUAAACACACAUGAAAUAGCAUAAGAAAUGUGUGAGUCAGUUUCCAACGGAGUAAUGGAUCCCAAACUUACCCAAUGACAUUUCAGGUGAAAUUAUAUUGUGCCAAAACUUGAAACAGUAUGCAAGUCAAAUAGGAAAUUACCAUUCAUUUGAAUUUGCUCUAAAAUGAAAAUACUAACUUUGUAAGGGCAUCAGAAUGUCUGGUACUGUCCUUCAACAGUAGGAUAGCAAAUUAGCUUCUCAGCCAAGGUCAUGCCACAGGUGACAGUGUGCCUGAAAAGGAACCAAGGAAAUGACAGCAGGAAGCGGAAAUGGUUGGUAUGGAAGUGCAAGCCAAUUGACAGUCGUUUGGUAAUGAAAUCAGCAUUGUGAAUACUGUGUCUGCUCCCUCUGCCAAAGCUUCUAGGUUGAAUGGACCCCGUUCUCCACCUGGAACGGCUGUACAAAAAGAAGAAUGAGACUUUAAGAGUUGUGCACAUACACAUGUACACCUGUGUGUGUGUGUGUGUGUGUAUUUCUGUAUGUACUUCAUCAACCAGCUCUCCAUGAGGACCAAAAUGCUCCUGCCUAAACUGGGAUAUUUUUAAACCAUUUUCUUUCUACAUGCAAGUGAGAACUGUAGUAACUUUUCUAUGGGUUUAAAAUGUAAUCUUUUUGCAUACCAGUCUUUCUUGUAUUUUAUACUUCUAAUGACACAGAGUUCUAGUUGAUGGCUUGACAAUUUGUAUGAUGAUGUAUUGACCACAGGUUUUUGUUUUCAAACUAGAGAAAAUGUCUGUAUACUUUGAUGUAAAUGUGUUUAUAUUUAUUUGAAAUGAAAGAAAUGCCAAGAAAUACCCACUGUUUAGGCUUACUCUCUAUCCCCCCCUCAUAUCUUUCUGUCUCUCAUCUCUCAUAUCUGUCUCUGUUUCUCUAAUCUUUCUAUGUCUCUGUCUCUCUCAAUGUCUCUUUCUGUUAUGUACCUUAUUUAGAAUAACAAAGUAAAUGGGAAAAUACCCUUGACUCUGGGCUAACCAAUAGCUCUGAGGUUAAACCCAGCAUUUCCUACUAUUGCCAGCUGACCCUUGGGUUUGUCCAUUGCUUGACCCCAUUCUAUAGCCGAUCAGAGCCUUUCUGUGUGAUGAAAACUGAUGUAGCAUAUCAUAUACACAAAGGUAGCCCAAAGAAAGACCCAGAGACUACAGAAACUACACCAAAAAUGAUACAUAGUCCUACACUUAAUGGGAAAUGAUGGCCAAGAAAGGGAAUUAGAAAGCAAACACAAGCCUGAGUGCUCUGUCCUCCUAGCUGAGGACUCGGGAAAGAAGUCGCAGCUUCAGGGCACGCGCUCGCAGGGUUUCGCUGCAGGCUCCCCCCUCUCCUCUGAAGUUUCUAUUUUAUAGUAUUUUGAGAGUUUUAAAAAUAAUCCUAUCAUAUCUGAACCAGACCCAGAUAAUGUGUUUUAUCAUUCUCAUCAAGUUGUAAGAGACUUUGCCCCUACUGUUUUAAUAUCCCAGAUUUAAUUAAAACUCCUGUUGGUUCUUCACAAAUGAAAACUUGUUUGGUAGUUUUAUAAAAUUGAAACUGAUGGCAACAAAAUAUUUUUUACACCAGCAACAUUUUUUUACAUUCUUGGCGUAAGGUAUCCCUCCAUCUGGUUUGUUUAGAGCAGGUGCAUGUGAAAAAAGUAGACAGACCUACUAAUGAGCGGCAAUGAGCUUAUCUUGAGGGAAUCCUGAGGGUUGAAGACCUGUGAUGUGCUGUAGUGUCUUUUUCUAGAAGUGAGUUGUGGAAGUCUUGCUGGGCUGGCGUUUAAAGCAGAAAAUAAAAUGCCCGCAUUGCUAGUGAUACAGCCCAAAGCAAGGGGGUCACUUCCACCAAGCAGUGACCUAGCAUUGUGACCUCCAUUGUGUCCAUGGAGCUAUGCUGGCCUUCCCUUCUGAUAGAGGAUGUACAAACACAGGGAAAUUAAGCUUACAAAGAGCAUUCUUUUGAGUUGCUCCGUCUGUCUGUCUAUCUGUCUGCUUACCUGCCUGUCCCCCCCCCCACACCCAUUCUACCCUUCUCUUGCUCUGUUUUUUCCCCUACCCAACAAGACCAAAUUUUGUUUUUAAAGAAAUAACUUUUGGAAACUGAGAUUUCUAUGUAUUUAGUUAUCUUGCAAAUGUUUGCAGCAUCACUUUCUAAGGGGAAAAUGUUUGUAGUAGUCUUCGUUGCUUGGUGCUUUUACCUAAAUGCAUUGUUUUCAGACUGUAUUUUAACCACAGCUACAAGGACCACGUUUGAUCACACCUCCCUAGUCACUGGUGUCUGCCUAUCUUUGGUAAAUUCAUUACUAUCUCCAAAUUGCCUAAAGUCCUAAUAAAUAAUAGCUCAGGGGAUUUCUAUUCAUCACUACUAAAAGGGCACCGUGGUGUGUUUUGGUACUUUGGGCAGUAAGCAGCUGCUUGACUUGUUGUUGCUUUGAAACAAGAACACAGUAUUGAGCAGCUUGGUUUGUGCGUCCAUUGCACUUGUUGAGAAACUCAUCCCUUUGUGAUCUUGUAACAUGACGUUAGAGUGCCUUUUUAUAUUUGUAUAUCCUGGAAAUGUUCUGUGAAACAUUUUUGUAUUUUUUUUCAUUUAAGUGUUAUUGGAGCAAUAUAAUCCUAGUGAGUUUCCCUUUCUUUGAAUGUACCAAGUAUCACCUUUUCUAUUCCUCUCCUUCUCUGCUUUGAAAUGAAAAUGCUCAAGUUUUCUAUAGGAAUUAUGUUUGACUUUGCAGUACUAAAAUGCUUUCUUCUUUACAGAACUGUAAACCAUAGGUCAGUAUUAUAGGGGAACAGCGUUUUAAGAUAGUGACAAUCUGAGCGUGUUUGUAAGAUGUAAUUCUGUGUUUCCUACACGGUGAUCUGAAGACUCAAUGCAAGCAUCUUUUGUUUAGUAGUUUCGUCUGCAGACUAUUCUUCAGCAUGUGCAAUAUAUCCUUGCGAAGCACGAUGAUAUACAUCUUGUGCCAGUGUUACAUUUUGUAAAACAUGUUUGUAACAGCAUAAACUAUUAUGUGAUGAUUUCAGUGGGAUUUUUGUCUGUAUUUUUAACAUAUAGAUUGGAGUUGAAUGACUUUGGUAAAUGUCCUGAGGUGUAAAAAUGAGGAAACAUGGCUUUCGGUUCAGUGAAGGACUUUGGACCGGUAUAAAUUUUCCAAGCACAGUUUAAUACUUUCCCAACUACUGAAUGCUCUAAUAAUGCAAUGAAGUACGUACCUGUAAUAUACAAUGGACAUGCAUUCAGAUGGUUAUUUUUUACAAAUAAAAACGGUACAAAUAUUGUUGCAAUGUA
Molecule: messenger RNA, 7306 nt
Organism: Apodemus sylvaticus (European woodmouse)
Lineage: Eukaryota; Metazoa; Chordata; Mammalia; Rodentia; Muridae
Gene: Ankrd44
Product: ankyrin repeat domain 44
Exons: 28
Coding region: 224-3388 (1054 amino acids)
Cellular component (GO): cytoplasm
Molecular function (GO): protein binding
Source: RefSeq, a predicted model, not a curated record